Messenger RNA from Gossypium raimondii (Peruvian cotton), 1742 nucleotides. RefSeq names its product plant UBX domain-containing protein 10. Bases 202 to 1581 code for a protein of 459 amino acids. The record is from RefSeq and is a predicted model, not a curated record. Lineage: Eukaryota; Viridiplantae; Streptophyta; Magnoliopsida; Malvales; Malvaceae. Gene Ontology annotation, molecular function: ubiquitin binding. Gene Ontology annotation, cellular component: endoplasmic reticulum. The transcript is spliced from 4 exons.
UAAAGCAUUUGAACCGAUCUUCUUCAAUCCAUAAACCCUUCGCUCUCUAUUUUCCCCUUAAACCAACCAUCCAAAUAAAUAGAAAUUAAAAGAAAAAACCCGAAGAAAAUUCCCUUGCCUCGGAUUGUUCUUCGUCCUUCCUUUCUCUGUCAGAAAGAAAGGAAAAACCCUAAUAUUUUUCAUUUUGUAAAUUCUGGAGAAAUGGUUGAUGUAGCCGAUAAAUUGGCAUGUUUUCAAGCGGUGACGGGCCUCGAAGAUCCCGAUUUGUGUACGGAAAUCCUCCAGGCUCAUGGUUGGGACCUCGAACUGGCUAUCUCUUCUUUCACCUCUUCCAAUCAAUCCUCUGCUUCCACCAUUACCUCCGAUUCUGACCCUCGCGAUUCUCUUGACCCCACCCAAUCCGCAUCCAGUUCGGGUCUCGCUCCCGCUCCUAACCCCAGCAUAGCUUGGAAACUCGUUACAUUGCCCUUCUCUGUGAUAUCCGGUAGCCUAGGGUUAGUCUCUGGAGCUGUCGGGCUUGGAUUAUGGGCCGCCGGCGGAGUUCUUUCGUAUUCCCUUGGGAUGAUCGGCCUGGGACAGGGGCGGGGCGGGGAAUCAUCGGCACGAUUGGUCUCGGUCUCAGCUGCGGCUUCUGAAGCUAUGGAAUUCGUGGCGGCAUUUGAGAGAGACUACCCGACGACUAGGCCGAAUUUCGUCGGUGAGGGUUUCAUGGACGCCUUGCAGAGGUCAAGGAACUCCUUUAAGCUGUUGUUUGUGUACUUGCACUCGCCGGACCACCCAGAUUCUCCUGUAUUCUGUGGAAGGACCUUGUGUUCCGAGGCAGUGGCUGCCUUUGUGAAUGAGAAUUUUGUGGCGUGGGGCGCCGACAUUAGGGCUAGUGAGGGUUUUAAAAUGAGUAAUAGCUUGAAGGCAUCUAGGUUCCCAUUUUGUGCCGUGGUUAUGCCUACUACGAACCAGAGGAUUGCACUCCUUCAACAGGUUGAGGGACCAACAUCUCCAGAAGAAAUGCUCACGAUGCUGCAGAAAGUGCUUGAAGAAAGUUCUCCUGUUCUUGUUGCUGCAAGACUGGAUGCAGAAGAGAGAAGAAACAACAUGCGUUUGAGGGAGGAGCAAGAUGCUGCUUACAGAGCAGCACUUGAAGCUGAUCAAGCUAGAGAACGCCAGAGGAGAGAGGAGCAAGAACGUCUGGAAAGGGAGGCCGCCGAAGCUGAACAGAAACGGAAGGAAGAAGAAGAAGCUCAUGAAAGAGCAGCACGUGAAGCUGCUGAAAAAGAGGCUGCCCGGGCUAGAAUGCGAGAACAAAAAGCCUUAUCACUUGGUGAUGAACCUGAGAAAGGACCAAGUGUUACACAGGUAUUGGUACGGUUUCCCACAGGUGAACGCAAAGAAAGGAGGUUUCACAGCACGGCAACAAUCCAAUUAGUUUAUGACUAUGUUGAUUCAUUGGGUUGCUUAGAAGUUGAGGAUUACAGCCUUGUGUCCAACUUUCCUAGAGUUACAUAUGGUCGAGAUAAGCAAUCCCUGAGCUUGAAAGAAGCAGGAUUACAUCCUCAGGCCAGCCUUUUUGUGGAGCUAAACUAGUCUGAACUGAAGAAGGCUUGAUACUUGUCAUGUUGUAUGAUCUUAAAAGUUUUCUGCAAUUACUGAAGUAAAUAUUUUUAAUAUGCUUCUUGUUUCUAGUUUCAACAUAAUCAGCGAACCAUAAUUUGAGAUAAAGAUAGCAGGGACUCUGAAUUCUAUAA